This is a messenger RNA of Archocentrus centrarchus (flier cichlid), 1093 nucleotides long. RefSeq lists its product as uncharacterized. The record is from RefSeq and is a predicted model, not a curated record. The transcript has 2 exons. Lineage: Eukaryota; Metazoa; Chordata; Actinopteri; Cichliformes; Cichlidae. Bases 4 to 933 code for a protein of 309 amino acids.
AAAAUGGCCGGUGUGAGAGGUUUCGUGUGGACAGAUGAUGAAGUGGAGUUGCUGCUCCACACAACCCUAAAUUACAAAACCUCAAAAUCACAAGAAAAUGUAGACUGGGAAUCGUGCUACUCAAGGUACGCUGACAUCCACGCUGAAUACCUUGAGCAUUAUCCUGCUAAUGGGACGGCAGAUGGCAAAGACUUUCCGCACGACCGCAGCGCAAUAACGAAGGCCCAGGUAACCGGCAAGCUGAAAGCGGUAAGGAUGAAGUACAGGCAGGCAGUGGAUUCGGGGCGUCGUAGUGGUCAUGGACGUGUUGUGCUCCUGUUUUUUGAACUCUGUGAGCAAAUAUGGGGCGGAUCGCCAGCCACUAGCACCCUGGAAGUAGGUCUCGAAACCGCCGAUUUAGAAGACAGUGGGGCGGACAGCACAGCUUCGAGUUCACGGAGCUCUACGCCCUUGCCAGCCAUGAGCUACGCUCCCAUGGAUGACCCAGGUGCCUCCCCAGUUCAGCUGGAUGUGUCACAAGCCCGUCGGGCUGAGCUUGAAGCAAAGCUGUCCAACCAUAGGAAAGACAGACUGAAGCGGAAAAUGCACUCUGACCCAGCAGUUCUGGAAGAGCUCCAGCUAAAGAGGAGGAUGAUCGACCUACUAGAGGAGUCAGAGAGACGCAACUCAGAGAGACUGGAUAAAAUUUCAGAAAAUAUUUGCAAUAUAACCUCAACGAUUAGAGAUGGCUUUACACUUCUUGGGCAACUAAUGACCCAGCAGCAACAGCCAUACAGUUUUGCACAGGGGCACAUGGGACGAUAUGCACAAGGGCCAUUUGCACACACCCAACAGCAUUUUUUCAGCGGCCCUGCCAGUGCACAGGCACAUAGGGCCCCAACACAGCACAACUCUCAGCACAACUCUCAGCACGGGGACUUUCUGGACUUGUGACAGACUUUGGAGUUUACUUCAUGUACAUAAAUGGGACAUGCAGAUGGUGUGUAAAAAGCACACCAUCUUUUGUAAAGCCACUUUGUACUUGCUCUUUUAACCUUUUUACUAUUUAUGCAUGUAUAGCACUAUUAGUGAUUUUGGUAUUGACAUUUUAUUU